Podarcis lilfordi (Lilford's wall lizard) is the source of this 184-nucleotide messenger RNA. NCBI's taxonomy places the organism in Eukaryota, Metazoa, Chordata, Lepidosauria, Squamata, Lacertidae. The record is from the annotation of a GenBank genome assembly.
GUGAAGUUCUCGAAGUCUGAUUUCUUGGCCUAUGAUCAAAAGACUUCCGUUCCACCGCCAAACCUUUCAGGGAGAGCUUUGCAACAGUUUGGCACCAUUUUUGAGCAAAGUGGAAAACGGCCGAUUUUUGAUGAAAUUGUGACCGCGCGCCUUAGGGAUUUUUCAAAAAAAUCUUUUUCUACAG